Molecule: messenger RNA, 1758 nt
Organism: Helianthus annuus (common sunflower)
Lineage: Eukaryota; Viridiplantae; Streptophyta; Magnoliopsida; Asterales; Asteraceae
Product: UDP-glycosyltransferase 73C6
Exons: 1
Coding region: 71-1600 (509 amino acids)
Molecular function (GO): UDP-glycosyltransferase activity
Source: RefSeq, a predicted model, not a curated record
CUCCAAGAACUCACAAAUCAAUUCCAUAAUCCAUCAACCUUAAUCUUUAAUACUUCACAAGACUUCACCAAUGGUAAAUUCGGGGUCAAUCAACCAGCUUCACUUCCUCCUGAUUCCGUUUCUAGCUCCUGGCCACAUCAUCCCCAUGAUCGACAUGGCCAAGUUUCUCGCACAGCGACCGAAUGUGACGGUCACCAUCGUCACCACACCCCUAAACGCCCUUAGAUACGGUUCUACUCUCCAAGAACAAAUCAAGUCCGGACUCCCGGUGUGUUUCCUUGAACUGCUGUUUCCCGCGAUUGAGAAUGGACUACCGGAGGGAUGCGAAAGCGCAGAUGCUCUACCCGGUCUACAUCUACUUCCGAACUUUGCAGCUGCAGUUGACAUGUUACAACAAAGACUCGAACAACAUUUUGACUCGCUAGAGCCUCCACCGAGUUGUAUUAUAUCUGAUAAAUACAUGCUCUGGGCUGGUGAUACAGCGGCAAAGUAUGAGAUUCCCUUGAUCAUAUUUGAUGGAAUGAGUUGUUUUAAACAGUUGUGUACUCAUCAUCUGUAUGCAUCAAAGGGGUUUGAUGAUUUGACUGAGACAGAGCCUUUUGUUCUCCCUGGCUUGCCUGACCGUAUUGAGAUAACUCGAGCUCAGCUUCCACCUGAGUUCAAUCAUCGUCAUGUUGCGACGAGUGAGAAACUUGAACAAGUAAGAGAGACUGAGUCAAAAUUUUAUGUGCGAAUAAGAGAAAACGAGUCGAGAGCUUAUGGAAUGGUGAUCAACUGUUUUGAGGAGUUGGAGCAAGACUAUGUUAACAAAUUUAAGAAGUUAAAAAGGGGUAAGGUCUGGUGUCUAGGACCGUUAUCACUGUCGACUAGUAACGAUUCGGGUAAAUCCUUAAGGGGUAACAGUGCCUCUAGUGAUGAUCAACUCUACUUGAAAUGGCUCGAUUCCAAGGAACCUGGAUCAGUGGUCUACGCCUGCUUCGGUAGUAGUAGUCAGAUCACCCCUCCUCAACUCAUCGAGCUCGGGUUAGCCCUGGAAGCAUCUAAAUCCCCAUUCAUAUGGGUGAUUAGAGCUGGAGACAAAGCUCAAGAGGUUGAGAAAUGGUUAUCAGAAAACGGGUUUGAAAACAGAAUAAAAGAUAGAGGGCUCAUAAUCAGAGAUUGGGCACCGCAACUCCAAAUCUUAUCGCACCCUUCGGUUGGAGGGUUCUUGACACACUGCGGUUGGAAUUCAGUCUUGGAAGGGGUUUCUGCUGGUGUCCCUAUGAUCACAUGGCCUCAGUUUGCCAAACAGUUCUUGAACGAGAAGUUAGUUGUUCACGUGUUAGGAAUUGGUGUGGGUGUUGGUGCUCCCGGUGUGGUACAUUGGGGCGAGGAAGACAGAUUUGGGGUCACUGUGAAGAGCGAGCAGGUCAAAACAGCUAUAGAAAAAGUAAUGGACUCGGGAUCCGAAGGAAUCGAGAGAAGAAAGAAAGCAAAAGCACUAGGAAUGGUAGCGAAGAAAGUAAUCAAAGAAGGAGGGUCUUCUCACCAUAACUUGACAUUAUUAAUACAAGAUCUACUGGAACUUGCAAACGUCAGAAGCCAAAAGCCAUUGAUUUGAAGCCAAUACUUCCAAUUUUGGUUAAGGACAGGUACCAAGCAUCAAUCUUUUUCGAGUAGCCACCAUAAAGUAUUCGAGUCAGGUGUUAUAUCUUACUCAUAUGUGGUUGAUUGUAGCCCGAUUUAGCAAACUCAAUAAACAUUAGUGUUGGAUAUCAA